Messenger RNA from Zea mays, 1223 nucleotides. RefSeq names its product 50S ribosomal protein L1, chloroplastic-like. NCBI's taxonomy places the organism in Eukaryota, Viridiplantae, Streptophyta, Magnoliopsida, Poales, Poaceae. The record is from RefSeq and is marked validated. Gene Ontology annotation, biological process: translation. Bases 56 to 1093 code for a protein of 345 amino acids. The transcript has 7 exons. Gene Ontology annotation, molecular function: structural constituent of ribosome; RNA binding. Gene Ontology annotation, cellular component: large ribosomal subunit.
CUUUCUAUCCCUCCACUCCCUCUUAUCUGCUGCGCCAUCCUCCCCGGCCUCCACCAUGGCCACAGCCGCCGCGGCCACCGCCUCCUCCUCCCUCCUCGCGCCGGCGGCCAGCAGCACGGCGCCGGCCUCGUCAAACGCGCUGCUGUUCCCCUCCUCCGUGCCGUCGCUGCGUGCGUACCCGCGGCUCCUCCUCGCGUUCCGCCGCCCCGCCGCGGCCGCCAUCGCCGACCCGCAGGGGGCCGUGCUCGAAGAGGAGGCGGAGGUCGACCAGCAGGGCCAGUACGACGACGACGACGGGUAUGAGGGCGGGCGCGGCCCCGCGUUCACGGCCCCCACGCGCCCGCGCACCGGCAAGGCCGCGCUACUGCUUAAGCGCGACCGCACGAGGUCGAAGAGGUUCCUCGAGAUACAGAAGCUGAGGGAGAGCAAGAAGGACUACGACGUGCCCACCGCCAUCUCGUUGAUGAAGCAGAUGUCCAGUGCCAAGUUUGUUGAGUCAGCGGAGGCGCACUUCCGCAUGAAUCUCGACCCCAAGUACAAUGACCAGCAGCUCCGGGCCACGGUGAAUUUGCCCAAGGGAACAGGCCAGUCGGUGAAGAUUGCGGUUCUCACACAAGGUGAGAAGAUAGAUGAAGCUAGAGCUGCCGGAGCUGAUAUCGUAGGUGGAGAAGAUUUGAUUGAACAAAUAAAAGGAGGAUUUAUGGAGUUUGACAAAUUGAUUGCAUCACCUGAUAUGAUGCCUAAGGUUGCGGGCUUAGGUAAGAUUCUAGGACCAAGAGGACUGAUGCCUAACCCCAAAGCUGGCACUGUUUCUUCAAAUAUUACUCAGGCUAUAGAAGAGUUCAAGAAAGGGAAGGUUGAAUACAGGGUUGAUAAAUCAGGAAUUGUUCAUAUUCCAUUUGGCAAGGUUGACUUUCCAGAGGAAGAUCUCAUUGCAAACUUCAUGUCUGUUGUUCGCUCUGUUGAGAGGAACAAGCCAUCUGGUGCUAAGGGGAUAUACUGGAAAACGGCGUACUUGUGCUCAUCCAUGGGACCUUCUAUCAAGCUAAACAUAAAAGAAAUGCUUGACUAUGGUUUGGAAUCAUCUGACUAGAUGUGACCACAGGCACCAGUUAAGUCAGCUGGCAUCGUUAUCACCUUCACAGAUUAACUAUCUGCCCCUUGCGACAAAUGAGCAGAAACAUGGUUGGUGUAUGGCAAGCAGGUGCUUAGGUACAGUUUUC